Molecule: messenger RNA, 1845 nt
Organism: Nasonia vitripennis (jewel wasp)
Lineage: Eukaryota; Metazoa; Arthropoda; Insecta; Hymenoptera; Pteromalidae
Product: odorant receptor 49b
Exons: 10
Coding region: 153-1373 (406 amino acids)
Biological process (GO): detection of chemical stimulus involved in sensory perception of smell; sensory perception of smell
Cellular component (GO): plasma membrane
Molecular function (GO): olfactory receptor activity; odorant binding
Source: RefSeq, a predicted model, not a curated record
CUUGCUUUUGUUUCGCACAUCACUCCUUCCGUUCAAUUCCUGUAAUAACACACCAUUAAAACAGAUAAAAACUUAUAGCAAUCAUAUUAAAACGUUUUUACAGUAAAAAGUAAAAAUAUUUUUAGGAUUUGUAUAAGCAAUAACUAAAUUUUAUGUCGUAUGCAUGUAAAGGCUACACUAUAAGAAUCAAAUACAAUAUGGAUGUCCAGAAAGUAGAAGAAGUUUAUGAUCAACAUUUAAGAAUAAACAAAACUUUACAAAUACACUCCGGAUUGUGGCCAUAUAGACCAAUCAAAGAAAAAUUAAUUCGUAGAACAAUAGUGUUCAUAAUGAUGGCUAUAUUCAUUUUCCCCCAUAUAAAUGGGAUGAGAACGUGGUGUGGCAAGAAUAUGGAUUUAGUUUUAUGCGGAGAAAACUUCGAAGGUGUAUUAUAUUUGGGUGUAGUAACACUUAAAUAUUACGUUACGAUUUUGAGCGAACCUAGGAUAAUGCAAAUACACAAACAAAUCGCAAAAAAUUGGUCAACUUUAACAGACAGUGAAGAACAAUCAAUUUUAAUCAAGCAUUCUAAACAAGGCAAAAUAGUAACAAUUCUUUAUUUAGUUUACUUGUAUGCCGCAGGAUUUGCUUUCUCUCAAGUGUCAAUGGUGCCUGUGAUUCUUGAUUAUAUUUGGCCAUUAAAUGAGUCCCGACCAAAAAUUCUUAUUGUACAUGCAGAAUAUAUUAUUGACCCAUUACAGUAUUAUUUUGAGCUUUAUGGAGCAUAUUGUAUAUUGACAUUUGUAAACUUGACUGUGCUAAUAAGUAUUGAUACUGCAUUCUCAUCAAUAGUUUAUCAAAAUCUCGGAGUAUUCUCUAUCGUUAAGAAUCGGUUGAAUGCUGUCACAAAACGUCCGAAUGAAAAAAAAGAUAAUGCUUAUGAGUUGAUCGUUGGUGCUAUUCGGUUGCAUAAUAGUGCUUUACAGUUUAAUGAUCUCAUUGAAAUGUCUUACCGCAAAACGUUUCUUAUUAUUUUGGGAUACACAAUACUAUUUCUAAGUGUUGGAGGUGUUAUACUUAUAGAACAAACGAACAUAAUGCAAUUUAUUAGAUUAGCAAUGAUAGAAGUUGGUGUAAUGAUUCACUUGUUAUAUUUAAGUUAUCCAGGACAAAAAGUUUUAGAUUACAGUUCCAGCAUUUGUCAGGAAUCGUAUACGAAUGAAUGGUAUUUGAUAUCAAAGAAAUCUAAAAUUUUAUUAAAAUUUAUGAUGUUACGAUGUAUUAAACCGUCUGUCUUAACCGCUGGAGGAUUAUACAUUAUGAACUACGAAAAUUAUGGCAUUAUAAUCAAAACUGCUAUGUCUUAUGUAGCUGUCUUAGCUUCAUUUCGUUAACAAGAAAGCAGUUUAAAAAGUAUAUAUGCUUUUCUUAUAUUAUCUCAAUAAAAUAAGAAUGUUGCUUCGCAACACAAUUCAUAUUGUAAUAAUUUACAAUAUUAUAUUAAUGCCCAAAAAAUAUUCACACAAAAAUACAGCACACGACACACAUAUUUUUCUCAAAAACUGACAGAUGAACUGUCCUAUUUGAAUAAAAACAACAGGGCGUUUUUAAUUUCCUGACAGACCUUUUUCUUUCUUGAAACAAAUAAUUUUCAACGAUCAACCAUCCAAACAUCUGCGUUCAAGAUGACAGUUUUUCCACGACAGACGUGAACCAAUGGACUUUUCUUCAAAAGCAGCGCAAACUAUGUCUUUCUGGCAAUCAUAAAAAUUAACGAUCGCAGCAGACUACCAAUCAAAACGCCCACUCCAUGCGCGUGUUGGGAAAAUAUAUUUGAACUCUAUAUUCAAUCUUCAUAAUUUGUUU